UCCACGGCGAACAGACCUUGAAGGUCGUUCCAUCACUUAAAGAGUAGCUUCACUUUGGUUGUCAACGUUACGCCGCAGCAUCACAGCAACGUCUCAUCAGUGAGGUGUCCACAUUUGAUGGAAACUAAAAGUAAAGUCUAGAAAGCACCACACUGAAAUAUUUGCCGCCUCGUUAGAUUUCUUUAUUUCUGCUGAGUACCAAUUAAUUUCUCCUUUGGAAGGUUCGACGAAAAGAAACCCACCAUCACCAAAGGCAGUGAGCUGAGUUGUUCACAUCUACAAUAAGCAGUGUUGAAGUUGCCACUCCCAAUCUUGUUCUUCAUUUCAUUAUUUCAUAUAUACUUUUACCACCAAGACCUCUCUGUAUAAAUAAAGAUCACAAUGGAAAAUGUGAUGAUAAGGGAGGCAAGGAGAGAAGACUGCAAGGAACUUAGAAGAUUGAUACAGGAGCUUGCUGACUUUGAACAGAUGCCAGAUGACUGCAAGUUGACAGUAGAGGAACUGGAGCGUGAUGGCUUUGAUGCAGUGCCACCACUGUUUCACUGUUAUGUUGCAGAAGUCAAUACACACACUAAGGAUAUGAGUGCAACCAAAGAAGAAAGUGUUUCAGAUGUAUUGAAAAUGGGAGACAGCUGUGCAAAGCUUAUUGGACAUGCUUUGUAUUUCUUUUCCUAUUCCUCUCAAAGGGGACGUACAAUUUACUUAGAGGAUAUUUAUGUUACACCUGAGUACAGGGGAUCAAAGCUUGGCUCAGCUCUUUUUGAUAAGGUGGCAAAGAAAGGAAUUGAGACUGGAUGUGUUCAAAUGGACCUUGUUGUACUCAAUUGGAAUCCAGCUCAAAUAUUUUACAAACGAAAAGGUGCAACUGACAUCACUUCUGAGAAAAACUUCAAUUACUACAGUAUUGACAGAGAUGCUAUGGAGCACCUGCUUGCCUACAAGUACAAACAUAGACUAGUGGACACAAAAUCUGUUAAUUUGUGAAGUCACUGUUAUUAGUAGCUGUUCUUAUUAGUUUCUUAAGUGAUUAAUUUUCAGUGUGGAUGAAAAUCAGGACUGUUAUUAAAAGGUAAAGAAAGGUACUUUGUAAUUCUGCAUGUUAUUUACUUUCUUAAAGUAACUUACAAAGAAAAAAUAUUUUUAUGAAAUACUCUGUUUGUUCAAUUGUGUUCCAUUAGUCUUGUUGUAUUGUUGUAAAGUACUUUUAUUAAUGUUAACAGUGAGGUAU
Molecule: messenger RNA, 1228 nt
Organism: Schistocerca nitens (vagrant locust)
Lineage: Eukaryota; Metazoa; Arthropoda; Insecta; Orthoptera; Acrididae
Product: thialysine N-epsilon-acetyltransferase-like
Exons: 6
Coding region: 382-984 (200 amino acids)
Molecular function (GO): N-acetyltransferase activity
Source: RefSeq, a predicted model, not a curated record